Messenger RNA from Gossypium arboreum, 1554 nucleotides. RefSeq lists its product as uncharacterized. The record is from RefSeq and is a predicted model, not a curated record. NCBI's taxonomy places the organism in Eukaryota, Viridiplantae, Streptophyta, Magnoliopsida, Malvales, Malvaceae.
UAGCCCGUGAUAAAGUAAGAUAAUUGGCGCUGGAAGAUCAUAACUAUUGUUGAAAGAUUGAUUAAGGCAUGAAAGCUUGUGUUGGAUGGCGUCGUUUCCUUUUCUGUUUCCCACUUAUUUUCAUCCUUCCUCAUUUAUUUUCUGUUCUGGAAUUGCACCAGAAUCAAGCAGUCACAGAUUCCCCCAAGGAAAACACGAAGAAGUUUGAUGUUCAGCAUUCAUCAGGAGAUGAUGCCCCCAAGAAAAUAACCAAGAAAUUUGAUCACCUGGUUCUUGGACCUGCUGCCGGAGAAGGCUUGCCCAACCGUUUGCAAUGCCGAGGAGUUAAAGCUCUCAACAAGACCUAUUUUUCAAACCCUUCUCAUGCCUCUAGUGUCGGUGAUGGUAUUGCCUUUGUGAGUUUUACCAUUUACAACAACUCACCCGAUGCCCUUGCGGAUGGUAAACCAUCAAACUUGGUCACUGUUGGGAAUGCUUCAUAUAGUAAGCCAGAGCGAUCUAUGGCCAUUUUGAAUGUGUUCAUUAAGUUCAUUCAGGUGAGAAUGCCUCAGAGCAAUAUUAUUAUUCUGACUGAUCCAGAAUCUGAUUUGUCACUGCACCAAAACAGUGUUACUGUACUUCCCAUUCAGGGUGAAUAUUCCCGAGACAAGUUGAUGCUUCAAAGAAUCAGGUCUUACAUUACAUUUCUCGACAUCAGGCUUGAGAAGCUGUCGCAGGAGCAGGGGCGUAUAACUCAUUUCAUCUUUUCGGACUCGGAUAUUGCUGUAAUUGAUGACUUGGGUCAGAUAUUUGAAAAGUACCAAGAUUUCCAUGUGGCUCUUACCUUCAGGAACAACAAAGAUCAGCCUUUGAAUUCUGGAUUUAUUGCUGUGAGGGGUACACGUGAUAGUAUUUUAAGGGCUAGAACUUUUUUACAGAAAGUAUUAGAAGUCUAUAGUUCCAAAUACAUGAAGGCUUCCCGAAUGCUUGGUGAUCAGCUGGCCCUUUUCUGGGUCAUAAAGUCCGAUGCCUCUUUUGAUGCAAAAAGAUUUAGUAAAGCUCAGGCUUUUAUCAAAGAGAUCGGUGGUGCAUCAGUGCUGUUUUUACCGUGUGCUACAUAUAAUUGGACACCGCCUGAGGGUGCUGGCCAGUUUCAUGGCAUGCCUCUGGAUGUCAAGGUUGUUCAUUUUAAAGGAUCAAGGAAACGCUUGAUGCUCGAGGCUUGGAACUAUUUCAGCUCUUCUGCUGACAUUUCAGAUAUGUUAUGCCUCAUCUUGAAGAGUGGGAGAACAAAGUACGACUUUUGAGCAAUUUCAUUUGAUUUUUGCAUGGAAUUAGUUAGCAUGCUAGGUUAUACAUUUAGGUGAUGCUUGAUUUUCGCACGUUUUGAUCGAAUCUAAUACAUGAAUACAUAUAGAAGACAGCUUAUAGAUUCAAGAUUGUGGAAAUGUACAAUUUGCGAAAGUUUUCAUCAUUCAUUUGAGAAACAAAUGCAGUAGAAAUAUGUACAAUUGUAGUUUUUGGUUAAAGCAGAUAAAGUGAAUUUUUUCAUGCCUCUCUAACCCGGGGAUCAAA